This is a messenger RNA of Gallus gallus (chicken), 1787 nucleotides long. It is a transcript of the gene RRP36, whose product is annotated as ribosomal RNA processing 36. The record is from RefSeq and is a predicted model, not a curated record. Lineage: Eukaryota; Metazoa; Chordata; Aves; Galliformes; Phasianidae. Gene Ontology annotation, cellular component: nucleolus; 90S preribosome. The coding region runs from base 44 to 757 and encodes 237 amino acids. Gene Ontology annotation, biological process: maturation of SSU-rRNA from tricistronic rRNA transcript (SSU-rRNA, 5.8S rRNA, LSU-rRNA). The transcript is spliced from 7 exons.
CUGACUGCGCGUGCGCCGCUUCUGGGCGGGGGGGCGGGCGGCCAUGAGGCGGGCGGCGGGGCGCCGUGUGGGGAGCGGCGGCGGGGAGGAGGUGAUGGGCCCGGCGGCGGAAGAUGAAGCUGAGCUGUCGUUGGAAGAACGGCUGCGGAUGCAGAGCGCGGCCGCAACGAGAGCGUGCCGGCAGCUGGGCAAUGGGAAGAAAACAGCACAGUCUGGCAAAGCCCCGGUGAAGCAGCAGCUGAACAAAAAGGGGCCGGUGGAGAUGUCUGCCAAGAAACCCAUGCCUUUUCUGCGACAAGUCGUCCCUGUGACAAAGAAGGUCCACAGAGACCCUCGAUUUGAUGACCUGUCUGGAGAGUAUAACCCUGAAAUAUUCAUGAAGACCUACAGCUUCCUGGACACCAUCAAGAAGCAGGAGAAGGAGAUGGUUCAGAAGCAGCUGAAAAAGUGCCGGAAUGUGGAGCAGAAGGAGAAACUGCAGCAGCUCCUGAACCGCAUGACACAGCAAGAACAGGCACAGAAAAAACAGCAAAAACGGAGGGAAAGGGAGCUGACUUUGAAGAGGCAACAGCGGGAGCUGGCCAAGCAGGGAAAGAAACCUUUCUUCCUGAAGAAGUCUGAGAAGCGGAAAUUGGAGCUAGCAGAGAAGUAUGCGGAGCUAAAGAGGAGUGGAAAGCUGGAGAGCUUCCUGAACAAGAAAAGGAAGAGGAAUGCUGUCAAAGAUAAGCGCCGUUUGCCCUCACAGAAGAACUUGUGACUGCUGCACAGAUAUGCUGUUAGCUGGAGAGGUGGUGCUGGCGCUGGGAUUCACUGUGGCCAGGCUGGAAGGCAGGCUCUCUUCUCCCUUUCUGCCUUCCACUGUACAGUGAUGCUGUUAGGCAGCAAAGUCUGAACAGGAAAAAAAUGUGCUUUCGGUAGCUGGAGACGCCUGCACUUGUGUUUUACAUCGUGCCUGGGUGGUGACAAGUCUGUCAUGCAGAUGCAUGAGGUGCUGAUUGGUUUCUGUCCUUGCACCUGCUCUUCCUGUAGCUAGGAGAGCCCAGGCUGUGCCCUGUACUGCUGGCUCUUCUCCACGUCUUACUGGGUCCCAAUGAAAAGGGUAUCAGGUGGGAGGGCAAUGAUCCAGUGUGCUCAGAGCAGGGCCAGCACUGCAUUCAAACCAGGAUGCUCAGAGCUUGCUUGCUUCAUAAGGGUCUGCAAAUGUACAGGGACAGAGGGCACGACUGUUCUGGACCCCUGUUCCACUGCUUCAAGUUCUCAAGGUGAAACUCCUUUUUCCUCCAGGUAUUUUGCCUGGUUUUGCCUGGUCUGUGAUCUUGUUCUCACUGAAGUGCCUGGCUCUGUCUUGUUAAAAACCUUGUAGUAGGUCUGGAGGUGAGCAGGAAGAGGUGCUCCUAGGUCUCUUUGAAGCCUUCACUUCCCACAGCUGAGUAAAAGCCCUCACCUCCCAGCUCAGUUCUCCAGCCGCCGGCAGCUUUUGCACCCUCAACUGGAGUGAGCCCAAAGAACCAACGUCAGGGGCCAGCUGGGCAGAGUGUCCAAAUGUAGUCUGCCCAGGGUUGAGAAAAAGAGAGAAAUUAGCAUCCUUCUUCAGGGUUGCACCCUGCUGGAGUAGCCCAUGGUGUGGCAGUCCUCCCUCACAGCCAGUGCGUGCAGCUGACUACUCAGGCACUGCUGCCCAGGAUCUCUCCAGCAGGGCUGCCCCCAUCUCAGCCUGUUCUCUAAAGGGCUGCUGGCAUUUCUAGGUAACACUGAUUCUGUAUAAAAUAAAUACCUGCUUUCCUUUA